Molecule: messenger RNA, 4790 nt
Organism: Silurus meridionalis
Lineage: Eukaryota; Metazoa; Chordata; Actinopteri; Siluriformes; Siluridae
Gene: rtkna
Product: rhotekin a
Exons: 12
Coding region: 452-2365 (637 amino acids)
Biological process (GO): signal transduction; mitotic cytokinesis; actomyosin contractile ring assembly
Cellular component (GO): actomyosin contractile ring
Source: RefSeq, a predicted model, not a curated record
AUAGCUCUAGUAUAGAGGUGGGGAAAAGCGACUCGGAGUCUCUCGUCGGCGUUUCUACCGGAGUGUGACAGCGUGUGUUUGUGGACUUGUGUGUGAUCUAAAACUUCUUGCGCACUUGAUUGGACAUUUUUUGUAAGAGUGUGUGUGUGUGUGUGUGUGUGUGUGUGAGUGAGAUCAAAAGGAAGUGUGUGUGAGAUUAAAAGUUUGCGCUAUGUGAUACAUCAGGCUGUCUUACACUAAAAAUAAAAACCAGACCGGAAACUGGACCCUGGAAUCACGCAACUGAUUUCGGAUGGGAAUUUCUAUGAUGUAAGAAGUGAUUCAGUGAAUGAGCGACAUUAAGCAUGGCUUUAAAUUCACUGUUACAACACCGCUGAGGAGGAGGAGGAGGAGGAGGAGGAGAAGUCGGCUGGGAGACAGGGUUGCCUACAAAAUCAGUUUUUAUUGAAUAAUGCCGAUAGAGAAACUAGACAUGGAGGAGAAACUGCGCAUUUUGGAGGAUCUGAACAUGCUCUACAUCCGCCAGAUCGCCCUCAGUUUACAGGACAGCGAUAUCCAAAAGAAGAUCGACCAUGAGAUCCGGAUGCGAGAGGGAGCAUGUAAACUCCUGGCUGCUUGUUCACAGAGGGAUCAAGCGCUGGAGGCUUCUAAGAGUCUGCUGACUUGUAACGCUCGCAUCAUGGCGUACAUGUCGGAGCUGCAACGCAUGAAAGAAGCGCAGGUCAUGCAGCGGGUCGCACGCAGGUCUUCGGAUGCAGGACCAAUGGAUGACCGAUCUCCAUGUAAAGGCAAAGUUGCCAUUUCAGAUCUUCGAAUUCCUUUGAUGUGGAAAGACACAGAGUACUUUAAAAACAAGGGAGAGCUUCACCGAUGUGCUGUGUUCUGUCUGCUGCAGUUAGGAGGGGAAAUAUUUGACACAGACAUGGUGAUGGUGGACAGAACCCUCACAGACAUUUGCUUCGACAACACCAUCGUCUUUAAUGAAGCCAGCCCAGGAUUUGAGCUGAGGUUAGAGCUGUACAGCUGCUGUACAGAGGACGAUUACUCAGCAGGCAAUACACCACGCAAGCUGGCCAGCAAACUGAGCUCGUCUCUGGGCCGCUCAUCUGGAAAGAAGAUGCGUGCAGCUCUGGAGCCUGGAGCCUACAGCCCCAUCAGCAACGGGGGCAACGCACAACUGCUGCUGCCUGUACCACCUGUACCAGGACCCAAGUACCAUCUCCUGGCUCACACUACUCUCACCCUCUCCCACGUCCAGGACAGCUUCCGCACACACGACCUCACCAUAACUGGCAACGAAGAGUGCUCAUACUGGUUGCCGCUGUACGGCAGCGCGUGUUGUCGCCUGGCUGCUCAGCCGCACUGCAUGACACAGCAGAUGAAUAGUGGCUGCCUCAGAGUCAAGCUCGGUGGGGAUCCUCAAGGAUGGACGAACGUUUAUGGCGUCCUAAAAGGGACAAACCUCUUCUGUUACCACCGACAGGAAGAUAUGGAGUCCAAUGUGGAGCCGUUAUUAACGAUCAGCAUUAACAAAGAGACGAGGAUACGAGCAGCAGAAAGAGACCCCCAAAGCAAAGCGCAGAGUAUUUGCAUCAGUAACCAUUAUGGAGGAGAGGAGGUCACGCACACACUAGUCACAGACAGUCGAGAGGAUACACAGCGCUGGAUGGAGGCCUUCUGGCAGCAAUUCUUUGACAUGAGUCAGUGGAAGCAGUGCUGUGAUGAGCUGAUGAAGAUUGAGGUGCCUUCACCACGCAGGCCUGCUCUAGUUACAGCCAAACAGGGCUCUCUCUACCAUGAGAUGGUUAUUGACACAUCGGAUGACAUCAGUGCCGUCACGGACAUCCUGACGAGGCGUAUCGAGGAGUUUGAUUUCCAGACUCCACCUCACUGGAUGUCUUUAUUUAAGGAAGAGCCUCCCGGUAGUCCCCAAAAUAUCCAGCACCACUCUCCACGCCACUCUCCCAGCCCCCGCUGUCACCGGCCUCAUGCUCUGCUCUCCUCCGAGGUCAGCCUGGCUUCAGAUAGCUCUAGUCCCUGCAGCUCCAGCCCCUGCUCACCCCACUACCUCUCGUCCAACCGGUUCCGUCCUCGUACGCUUUCUUUGGAUGCCAAGCUGUCCACGCUGCGAGGAAGAAACUACGGAGGUCUCCACUGUUCGUGCCAACCUCCAUCAGCCAGCUCGCUCCAUCAGCAGGCCCCACCUCUCUCCUGCUCCAGCUCCACUUCCAGUAAUAGCUCCAGUGAGGGGAGCAACAGCCCAGAAUCAGAUCUUGCCUUCUCGCGACCUUCCGGUGCACGCCGCAGCCUGAGGAACCUCCGAGCAAAGCUGGACCCUAGAAACUGGCUACAGAGUCACGUAUAAUUCCUUCAGGUUCCUUGUAACAAAAGAAUUUCUCACAAAAGCACCUACUUCUUUAAGAUGGAUCCCUUUAAUGUUACCGUUUGAAAUACAUGAAAAGUCCGUGGCUCAGGCGUUUUUAACACAGGGAGGGUGAUGAACAAAUACUAUAGCUAAUGGGCGAUUUCCUGUAAAUGGGUUCAGUGGUUGUGGUGAAGAAGAGAUAUUUAUACAUGGUUCCUGAUCAGUAUAUGUGAUAGAAUGUUCCUGUGAUUCUCAACCUCAUACAGAGGUGAUUUUCUUACAGAACAGAUGUUACCCCUGGUCCUUUACUGAUCGCAUUCAACCUGGACUAAUGAUCUGCAGUCAGUUGGAGCAGUUGAGUCAAUUCAUUUAUAGUGCUAAUUUAACCGUUGCUACACUCUAAACUACGAGCUACUGAACAUCUUUUAUGUUAAAAAUAAGCUAUGAAAUACUUCAGCUUCUCUUUUGAAGGCACAAUGCCUUAUAAAUCACGUAUUACUCUUAUAUGCAGCUCAAACAAGCAGCAGCGUUUUGCAGUUGUUAAUUUUGUUCAAAAUGCUUUAUUUAACAUCAUAUAAAUAAACAUAGUGAAUGGAAAACAAGCUUUUUUACCACCUGUUACUAUAAAACUAAUAUAGUGUUUCCUGUUGCCUGAUCCAGCUUGAUUGUCCAACCAAAACUAUUCAGCCAACAGCAGUAAUGUGACCCCAAACUGAUACUGAUGAAGUGUUAGGUGAAUAAAACACUAUGCAGGAAGAAUGCUAAGGCAAAAAUCUCUACACCAUAGUGUUGUCCUGACAUUGGUGCUGUGCCAGAUAUGUGUUACUGCAUGUCUGUGUAAGUGCUGAGCUGUGAAUGGUCCAUCUGAUGAUAAUAACAUCUGUGAGCAGUAGUCAUCUCGAGGUUACGUUCCACUAAUUGACAGACUAAAAGCUGAUAAAUUGUGCAUAUAUAUGAACAGACACUGAUCAACUAUUUCAACUCAUAAUAAUGGACUCGAGGGUCUGGAAGUCCUAAGAGGCCAUGCAGUAUUUUUUUUCCUUUCUCGUUUUCACAUCAUCACGACAAUGUUCUAACGAGCUUGACAUGACGACAUACGUUGUUCCUGCAUUCUGAAAACUGAAAUAGCUUCUCAAGCGUUGGACACUUGUGUGCAAGUUGUCAGUCACUAACUGACUUACUGAUCAAUGUUUGCUAUGUCAAUAUCACAAGUUGUGAUAAUGAGAAAACACCUUUUGUUAUGGUGAGAAGAUUAUCGUAUUUUCCGUGUCUGGUAUGUGGAUUCUUAGAAAAAAUGGUAAUUUCUUAACUCACGUCUUUGAUCUGGAAUUGUUGAUAGAGUGGACCUUUAAAAAAAAAAAGAUAUGAGGUGCAUAUUUAAGGUGUAGUUUUGAAGGUGCGAUGUCAGCAAGAUGAAAUGGUAUAGUUAAGUACCGUUUUAAAACAAUUUACACCCCAAAAUUAUAUCCAACUGAAGUUCAGCUGGCUGUUGAAUUACCACAGUAUUUUAUAACAACUGGCCAAUUUGACAAAAUCGCCAUUCUGCAGGUGAUGUGAAAUGUUUCACCCUCAUGUUACACGUUAUACACGAACAGCUUUAGACAUCGGCUGCCGUUUACGUAACUGUGUUGCACACUGCUGUAUUGACUGUGCUAGAGAUCGCAGAAACACAUGAAAUUGUUAGAAUACUCCCCCUCUAGGAAACCUACAUGACUAUGCAAAUGCAUUCCUGUUCUCAAAGUGUUAUCUGCUCCACAUUUCUACAUCAUCAGUGCACGUUAUUUCUCUUCUGAUCAGAAGUCUAUUUAGUCAUUUCUCUGCUUUAAAGAAGAGGUCAAUAUUGAAAAAGACGAGCUCUAAUCGCCACCAGACAACAACUAUAGAAUUCGGCUGACAAUUGAAUAUAAAUGUGUAUAUCUCAGGAUUGUAAUUUUCACCAUAAGGAAGUCUUCUGAUCUGAUCAUGAGUUUGUGGUGCAGUGGAUCUGUAUUCUGUUUCAGUUUGUUUACUGAGAAAUACAUCAGUAUGGUGGAAGUGGUGAAUUUAUACACUGUAUUACUGUAUUGAAUUGAGAUUAGUAACUAAUACCGCUUUACAUUGCUAAUUAAGAGCCACCAGGGUGAACCUUUUAUUCUGUACAUUCAUUCAGCCUGUGUUUCCUGUUGUAAAGUUUUUUAUAUUAACAACUUUCAUUGUUGCUUUUGUAUUUUACCAUAAUUUUUUGUUGUUGUUAUAAAUGCAUCUAUUGAGAUAUUUUAUCAGGUGAGUACAGGUCUAACUAUACUGGUAGAUAUGUUUAACCUGGAGAUAAGCAUCCUAUCAGCAGGCUGUUUGCAUGCACAUGGCCAUUGAAGCGAAAAACUAACUCGGCAUGUAAAAUAAUUAUAAUAGUAAUGCAAAUUAUAAAAAAAAAGCUUUAAAUAAA